UAGUGUUUAGAGAGGGAGGGGGGAGGCAACACAAAAGGCCAUAGGAAGGAAUCCUGGCAGUGUGUGUCUAUGAGAUGGGAGGUUUAGCUUUAGGGUAAACAAUAAAUAAAAGAGAGAAACAAAAAUAAAUGCGCCUACAAAGCCAUGGAGUCUGCCCUUGAUUUAGAGAGAUGCCCUUUGAACAGGUGACCUUUGAGGAAGUGACUGUAUAUUUCACAGUGGAGGAAUGGGCCCUAUUGGAUUGGAAGCCAAGAUCUUUAUAUGAGGAGGUCAUGAUGGGAAUGUGUCCUCCCUGGGUGAAAACUGGCUCAAGAGAGAAAACGAAGAGGACACUCCCCAGCCAAUGGAUCCUACAACAGUGGAUCCUGGAGAACUCCCUGAAAUGCUGUUAGAGGAGAGCACCGAUUCCUUGGAUUUUGAGCAUCCCAGUGCCCCCCGAGGAGACUUGGAGGCACCUGGGGAUGCCUUUGCUGGGCCAAUCCCUUUGAACUAUGAGAAUGGCCCCUCGGGGAUCCACCUGGACGACCGGCCAUUCAAGUGCGACGGGUGCGGCAAAUCCUUCCGCCACAGCUCUAGCCUUUUGACCCACCGGCGCCUCCACACGGGAGAGAAGCCUUACAAAUGCACUGACUGUGGGAAGAGCUUCAAUACCAGCUCGGCCCUCAUUGUCCACCGCCGCACCCACACAGGGGAGAAAUCGUAUGUCUGCUCGGACUGCGGGCGGUGCUUCAGCGAAGGCUCAGUCCUGAUCAAGCACUGGCGCAUCCACACUGGGGAGAAACCCUACAAGUGCUCCCUCUGCGGCCGUGGCUUCCGGCAGAGUUCUCAGUUGCGGGCCCAUGAGCGAACUCACACGGGGGAGAAGCCCUACGAGUGCCGGGACUGUGGGAAGUGCUUCAGCACCAGCUCCAACCUCUCCGCCCACCAGCGGACCCAUACGGGCGAGAAGCCCUACAUCUGCACCGAGUGCGACCGUCGCUUCGGCCACAAGUCCCACCUCAUCUCCCACCAAAAGACCCACACAGAAAAGCUCCACACGUGUUCCGAUUGCCCGGCCAGCUUCCGCAUGACCCACCAGCUCCUGGUCCACCAGAAGUCUCAUCAAGAGGACCGGCGUUAUAAAUGCCUCCUGUGCGGGAAGACUUUCAGCUACAGCUCGGCCCUCCUGGCCCACCAGCGGAUGCACACAGGGGACCGGCCUUUCAAGUGCCUUGAGUGUGGACGGAGCUUCAUCCGCAACUCAGACUUGAACAAGCACCAGAGGAUCCAUACGGGGGAGAAGCCCUACGAGUGCCCUGAGUGUGGAAAGAAGUUCAACCAGAGCUCCCACCUGGCCAGCCACCAGAGAGUCCACUUUAAAGGGACUGACACAAAUCCAGACACAAACGAGGAUGCUUCAGUUAAACAAGAAACAGAGUCAUCCUGAGGUUACAGUACUCAGAGCUGCUACUGUUAUAAGUUAUGAAAGUUGCACAUAAAACCACUAUUUGGUACCAAUGAGCACCAGGGAUGGGGAAGUGUGUCUGUUUUAAAAUAUGAGUAAACAUGCAGAGCAUUGCACAAAAAGACAUUUUAAAAAAAUGUAUGUCGCUCUAUUAUGGCAAAAACAAACUGCUCUGAGGCUCUGAUUUUUCAUCAAGGGAAACUUGAGUUUUGUGCCCUCUAAUGCCUUAUUCCAGGGAAGGGCAAAGCAUGACUUUUGGGUUCGUGUGUCCCUCAAGCAUGCUUUGUGGUCCUCAGCACCUCCAGAAUCCCCAUACUGCCUUUUUCUGGCCCAAAAGAAAGAAAGAAUGGAAAGACACUAGGCAUAAAAUUUGCCUUAUAAACUUAUUUAUUUAUUGUGUUGGAAACGAAUUAAGAAUAAAGUUACAAACAAAGUUAAAAACUUGGUAUUAUACUAAAUGUGCUUUGGCCAGAAGCUGGCCACUCGGAGUGCCUCUAGUGUCGCUGUAAGAAUGUCCUCCACUGUGCAUGUGGCAGGUCUCAGGCUGCAUUGUAGUAAGUGGUCUGUGGUUUGCUCUUGUCUACACUCGCACGUCAUGGACUCCACUUUGUAGCUCCAUUUCUUAAGGUUAUCUCUGAAUCUCGUGGUGCCAGAGUGCAGUCUGUUCAGCACCUUCCAAGUCACUCAGUCUUUUAUGUGCCCAGGAGGGAGUUUCUCAUCUGAUAUCAGCCACCGAUUGAGGUUCCGGGUUUUAACCUGACACUUUUGGACUUUUGCUUGCUGAGAUGUGCCUGUGAGUAUCUUUGUAGAUCUAUUUCUUGAUUUCAGGUGUUGGCAUUCUAGCUGAUAUCCAAUUGGAGGAUGGGCUGGAGAUGUCAAUGCCUUGGUCCUUUCAUUAUUGGCUGCUACUUCUCGAUGGAUAUUGGGUGGUGCAAUACCGGCUAAAUAGUAUAAUUUCUCUAGUGGUGUAGGGUGUAGUCAUCCUGUGAUAAUGCGGUAUGUCUCAUUAAGAUCCACAUCCACUGUUUUAACGUGGUGAGAUAUAUUCCGUACUGGACAUGUGCAUUCAGCAGCAGAGUAGCAAAGCACAAGGGCAGAUGUCUUCACUGUGUCUGGUUGUGAUCCCCAAGUUGUGCCAGUCAGCUUUCGUAUGAUAUUAUUUCUAGCACCCACUUUUUGCUUGAUGUUCAAGCAGUGCUUCUUGUAAGUCAGAGUAUGGUCCAGAGUAACUCCCAAGUAUUUUGUCUUAUAAAUAAUCUGCCUCUUUUUAAGCAAAACAAGAAAAAAAAAUAACCACCCAUUGUUGAGAACCAGAAAUGGGCUUCUAGCCACUUUGGGAUUUUUGCCUUUUUAAGUAAUCUGUGAAGUUCCCAGAGUCCUGGGGCAUAAUAGUGGCCACUGACCUGCCACAUCUGCCUUAUACAAACUUGCCUAUAUUUGUUUUGCAUAAUUUUCAAUUGUCUUCAAGUCACAGGAAAAGGCAAAAGGACAUUCAAAAUCUUGAGGCAUUGUCUUUGUGACAGUUAGAAAUCCUGACUGAAUUCUGAGAUCUUGCCAGCCAUUGCUUUCAUGCAUAAAGGCUCUCUGUGCUUGUAGGAGGGUAAACACUUGAUAUUUUAAAUAAAAGAAAUAAAACAUCGAGA
This is a messenger RNA of Anolis carolinensis (green anole), 3087 nucleotides long. RefSeq names its product zinc finger protein 239. The transcript has 3 exons. Gene Ontology annotation, biological process: regulation of transcription by RNA polymerase II. The record is from RefSeq and is a predicted model, not a curated record. Gene Ontology annotation, cellular component: nucleus. Gene Ontology annotation, molecular function: RNA polymerase II cis-regulatory region sequence-specific DNA binding; DNA-binding transcription factor activity, RNA polymerase II-specific. NCBI's taxonomy places the organism in Eukaryota, Metazoa, Chordata, Lepidosauria, Squamata, Anolidae. Bases 344 to 1426 code for a protein of 360 amino acids.